AUGCAGGCUCACUUGACUGGCUUGCUGUUGCUGCUGUGCUUCACCUGCAGUGGACUAUGUGCAGAUAUGGAGCAGGAGCAACGAUCGAUGGGAGAGGAUCUCUUCAGCAGCCUCUUUGCCUCUAAGCUGAAAGAGACAGGGAAGCAGAGCGCCCCCUACUGGCGGCUGUCGCUGGAAAACCUGUGCAGGCUGUCAGGCAUUCUGCGGCACGACGUCGAGGGGGAAGAAGAAGCGUGGUGGAAGAGCAGAGAGGAGGAUGAAGACGAGGAGUCGGAGGAAGAAGAGGAGGCAGAACAGCAAAUAGUGAUGAGGGAGUGGAGCAAUCAAAGGCUGGAGGAACUCUACAGCCUGAAGCACAUCUGCAGGGCGCUGCUGCACAGUCGCCAGGGAAGGCUACGCCACGAGUCCCGCGAAUACAUGUUGGGAAAUGAUGGCGACGCGCCACUCAAGCGCAAGUCGCCGUACAUCCUAAAGAGGCAAGCAAGCCACGCAGCCAAGUCUCGGAGGCCGUACAUCUUGAAACGAAGUGACAUUUACUGA
Molecule: messenger RNA, 540 nt
Organism: Nerophis lumbriciformis (worm pipefish)
Lineage: Eukaryota; Metazoa; Chordata; Actinopteri; Syngnathiformes; Syngnathidae
Source: RefSeq, a predicted model, not a curated record